CACCAUAAUAAACAAACUCGUUUGCGGCUACACCAACUGUUCGCAACCAUUCAAUAAGCACGAAAGUUCGGAUGGGAAAGAUAGUUUUCUACAUUUGUGAUUACACCGGAAGUACGGAACAAUGCUACAUUCAAAAAAAUACCGUUCGGAUACGAAGGCAAAAUCGCUCCGAAAACAACCGGUGCAUUACAACCGAUCCGAUCCAGUUAGUAGAUUUGUUGCUCAAUUUACGAUUCUUUCCUCGCUUUCGGCUUAAAGUGGCGCAUGUAUUGUUGAACUGGGAACCAUCCAGUACGCUCAUGCUAAAACUUAUACCUCCCGUCAAAGAGCACUUAGAUUAUCACUGGGGUGAACGUGCCGUACGCAUGAUGUGGGAAUUGAUUGAACUUACCGAACUGAUGGCAUGGCUUUCAACGCUCGGUGGUGCCUUUUCUGCCCUCGGCAAUUAUCAACCGGCCUGCGCAGAUACAGCAGGUAAAAUAUCGCUGCACCAGAUGAAACUAGCCUUCCGGCUGGGUGAUCCAUCACUAGUCGCCCGGUGUCAGCUGUAUCUCGCCAUAUCGCUUAUCCAAAGAGCCGAAUUUGCAGUGGCGAAACAGAUUAUUCAGCGGGUAUAUCGGAACGAACGGAAGCAAACUGAACCGGAAACGCGUCUGCUGAAGAUGUGCCAGGGUAUAUGGUCAAAGUUGCGGUACGAGUACGACAUCCAUCGAAGGAAUGUAGUGCGCAACUUGGCGUGAAGUUGAAUGCAUUUUCGCUUGCGGAGUGAUGCGAUUGAGCAAACAUUCUAGUGAACAUAGAGUGGUGUUACACCCGAUUUGGUUAGAGGUUUUGAAAUAUAUUGCAAAUUCUAUUUCUCCUUUUUCAUUAUAAAAAAAUUAUAAUUCUUGUUAUU
Molecule: messenger RNA, 895 nt
Organism: Anopheles moucheti
Lineage: Eukaryota; Metazoa; Arthropoda; Insecta; Diptera; Culicidae
Exons: 2
Coding region: 72-740 (222 amino acids)
Source: RefSeq, a predicted model, not a curated record